Oxyura jamaicensis (ruddy duck) is the source of this 1578-nucleotide messenger RNA. Its product is annotated as granulocyte-macrophage colony-stimulating factor receptor subunit alpha-like. Bases 164 to 1375 code for a protein of 403 amino acids. Gene Ontology annotation, biological process: cytokine-mediated signaling pathway. The record is from RefSeq and is a predicted model, not a curated record. The transcript is spliced from 12 exons. Gene Ontology annotation, molecular function: protein binding; cytokine receptor activity. Lineage: Eukaryota; Metazoa; Chordata; Aves; Anseriformes; Anatidae. Gene Ontology annotation, cellular component: membrane; external side of plasma membrane.
CCGAUGGUAGGACUGUUCUCUAAAACCCAAGUGACAAGCGAGAAAGCCCUAUUUGUAACUGUACAAGUAUUUCAACUGUAGGUCUUUCCAUCUUCUCUGAGCCUCAAGACUACGAUACAAAAAUAAGUGAGACAAAGAAGUUUUGAAAUACAAGGAAGAAGAGAUGCUUGCUUGUCUUGGACUCAUCUUCAUGACCCAGUGGCUGCUUUUGGUCGCCCAGACGUAUGUUGACUGGCAAUGCACAGAUUUGGAGAUGCCAGAACCACCUAUCAGAAAUUUGAUAUUAAAUCCUUGGAAAAUGGAACUGAGUUGGAUAAGCAGUAUGAAUUUCACCGAGUACAAUUGUUCUGUGGCAGCAGGCAAGGAAAUGGCCAUUAUAAAGGUAGAGGACAUGACCUGCAUAUUUGAUGGAAAUCUAGUGUUUCCUCUGCACAACGGGGCAAACUUUUCAGUUACAGCAGUGAACAACAACAGCACAUACUCAAGCAUAUGCAGAUAUAUUCCUCGAGGCAUGAAUGGAUCAGCCAUUGAAAACUUCUCCUGUGUGAUUUAUGAUGUUUCUCUCAUGAACUGCACUUGGCAGGCAGGCAGGAAUGCUCCAGGAGAUACCCAAUAUUUUCUCUACUGGAAGAAUUCAAGAGAAGAUAAUGAGACAGAAUGUAAGCUUUACAUUAAAGAUGAAAAUGGAAGACACAUGGGAUGUAGAUUCCAAAAUGUGAUGAUUGAAGACAAAAUUGCUUACUUCAUGGUGAAUGGGUCUAGCAAUGUCUCCCAGAUCCUGUUCUAUGAUAUGUACAUCGAACUGUAUACCAUUGAAAAGCUCAUGCCUCCUUCAAAUGUCACUGUCAAUUGUGACAAAAAUCAAAAUGAUUGCAUAAUUCAGUGGCAACGACCCCAAAUAAGUCAUUUGGACAAAGACAGGUGUUUUAAAUAUGAAGUCAAAAUAACAUAUAAGGGUAAUUCUGCAGAAGAGAUCAUACAUACUUUUACAAAAGAAAUUGAAAGAAGCCACAUACUUCAAAGUUACAAUAUGGGAAAGAAGUACCUUGUAAAAAUCAGAGCAGCUGGCCAAGACUGUCUUGUGAAUGAAGCCUGGGGGGAGUGGAGUGCAGCUGUUGAGUUUGGAAACGAAGACAGUUUUUCUUCUUCAGUAUGGAUUUUAUCUGUGGUGGCAGUUGCAAUAUUCUUGAUGGCUUUUUUCACUGUAUUGUUCUGCAAAAGGACUCAUUAUUGGAAAAGAGCAUUUCCACAAAUCCCAAAGCCAAAAAAUCCAUUUAAUGGACAGCCUGAUAUAAAUCCAGAGCUGAUGGAGUGCAAAAUGCAGUCAAUAACAUCUGAAAAUGAACAGAUUUUAGUUGCUGAAACAGUAAAAUAACAAAGAAAAAAUGAGGAACCUGAAAGCUCAGGCAACUGUAUGUCCCUGUGGAAAUUUGGGAAUAAUAAUGCACAGGCCUUCUUCACUUCCUUUUCUUGGCAAAAACAGUAUUACAGCCCAUGGCAGUAUUACAGCCAUUACACUUUACACCUAAUUUUUUGAAUGCUAUUGUAUUUCUUUUAAUUUUGGCUGACUUUAACUGU